AGGCACAGCUACAAGAAGGGCCAUGUCUGUCAGUAAAUCAAGGGCUGUAGGAGUUUCCGGAGUUGAAAAUCUGCAGCAAAUUAGGAAGCGAGAUGUGGAAGAAGCAAACACAGAAAUGUACUGGCUUGAGCACUAAGCAGUAGUCGUUCAAAUUGGCCAGUUUCUUAUCCACAAAAGUGGAAUUUCCCGAUACGGGCCGAACCAAGUCAUUUCUCUUGUGUUCCCGCAAGAAUUACAACUGCUGUCUGCGGCACUACACGGUGUUUCCGGGAUUGUUGGAAUCCUCAAAUUUCAUAGUAUGCUCCUAUUUUCAACAUUGUUCGAUCGCAUGCUGUUGGAUCUGCUGCCCAUUUCCUACAUAUUUCAUUUGCAGUUCUGAAGAAUUAAAGUGGCUUCUGGUGACACUGAGCAAUUAUAAUCUGGAUAAACAAAAGUCCUCUACAUCUGUCAACAAUGCUUACCUCACAAAAUAUAAUCUGUGCUUGGACAUGGGUGAUGAUAAGUACAUUUAUUAUUAAAGGUGAAUUGAGAAUGCUAUGCCAUGAUGUUGAUUCAACAUCAAAAGUAGUUCAACUACAGUCGACUGUAUCUCUUUCUUGUGCAUUACGGGAGGAGUGCCUCCAAUCAUUAGAUGCAAAUGCGAGUCACAUAUUUUGGAGAAUGAAUGAUACCCAAAUUCCACGAGAACAAUAUUAUUUCAAUGCAACCGUUUCCCGGGUAACUUUAAAGACGAUUGAUGCAAUAAGGACCUAUUUGACAUGUCACAUUAACAUCAAAGGUGCACCAAAUAUUCUCCACCGUUUUGAAAUUGAAGCAGGAUUGCCUCCUGAUAAGCCAAAAAAUAUUUCCUGCAUUUCGUACUGGCGUGAAAACUUUACUUGUUCCUGGGACCAAGGGCGUGAAAACCAUCUAAAGACUAAUUUUACAUUAACUAGAAAAUUGCAAGGUAUGAAAAAUGAGAUCUGUCCUAACUUGAAGAAGAGCUCGUGUUCCUUUGAAUACCCAGAGUUAGACAUUUCAGGAAAUUAUACAAUUAUUGUAGAGGCACAGAAUGCUCUCGGCAAAGCCUCAUCUGAUCCUUUAGACCUGGUCGUUUGGCAUACUUGGAAAACUGAUCCACCUUGGAAUGUAACCGCUCACUCUAUCCUGGGUCAGUCAAGGUCUUUGCUUGUAACAUGGCGCAAACCUAAAAUGGCACCACCAAAACUUCCAUUAUACUAUAGUCUCCAAUACCAAAUAUUUGGUACAACCAAAUGGAUUCAGAUAAAAGAAGAAACAAUUAGUAACACUUCAUUCAUACUUAAGAAUCUCAAACCCUUCACCAACUAUACAGUGGCUGUGCGAUGCAUUGGUAAAGACCAAAUUUACUGGAGUCACUGGAGCUCAAUGGAAACUGGAGUAACCUCUGAAGAUAAGCCAUUAACAGGACCAUCCAUUUGGAGAACAAUUAAAACUCUUGAUUCUGAGGGAAAUAGAGAAGUACAUCUUCAGUGGAAGGCAUUAAACAGGUCCAAAGCCAAUGGAAUCAUCUUAGGAUACAGAAUCUGGUAUGAGAAAAGAAGGGAUCGAACAGUCAUACAACAGUUUAAUACAACAUCCUUGAACUCGUCUUUGCUCCUGAACCACGAUGCAUACAUUAUAACUGUAAUUGCAUAUAACUCAGCUGGUGACUCUCCUAAAGGCAUUUUGAAAAUUCCAGCGGUAAACCAGACGGAUCUUCCAGCUGUUCAAGAUGUUAGAACUACAUCUCAGAAUAACCAACUGCUCGUACACUGGAAGACUUCAAGGCCAUCUGAUAAUGGAUAUGUCAUUGAAUGGUGUUUGAUUUUGACUGCAAACCCAUGUGCUGGGCCGUUACAUUGGCAACGUGAGCCCAACACUUCCAAAAUGACCUACUUACAGGGAGAUUUAGCAAAAUUUAAGCGCUAUAACGUCUCUGUUUAUGCUGUGUACACUGAUGGUCCAGGAAAUCCGUUCUCAAUGCCAGUAUACCUACAGCAAGAUAUUCCAGAAGUAGGCCCAAUUAUUGAUGCUCCACUUGUGAGAGGUACAGAGUGCACAAUUAAAUGGCAUGAAAUCCCAGUGGAAAAGAGGCGUGGAUUCAUCACCAAUUACACCAUCUUUUACAAAUAUGCAAAAGGCGAAGCUGAUGUAACAGUGAAUUCAACAGUCCAUGAAUAUACGCUGAAAUCUCUGCAGAAGAAUACUGAUUACACAUUUUAUGUUAUGGCAUCCACAGAGAAGGGAGGCGUAAACAGCACGUUGAGUUCCUUCACAACAAAUGCUCUUGGGCAAGAAGAUAUUGUGGUGAUUCUGGUGCCUGUUCUCAUCGGCUUCCUACUGUUAGUAAAUGUCUUGAUAAUCUGCUUCAACAACAAGCAUAGGAUUGCAAAACACAUUUGGCCUGAGGUGGCAGAUCCAGCAGGCAGUAGUUUGGCUGAUUGGUUUCAUGGACACCAAUAUAAGAAUGAUCAAACCCCAAAAAUACUGCAUCCAGGAAAUGAUCUCUACACCAGCAUCAGCACAGUUGAGGUGUUCUGUCUGCCUGAAGAAAGCAAGCAACAAUCUGUAAUGAAAGCCAUGACUUCACAUGAACACACAGUGGAAGUGCAAUGUUCCUCUACUAUGCCUCCCACUUCAAAUGGUGAAGAGACCAAGCCAUUACAGCCUGCAGAUACAGUAGAGUACACAGUAUUAGAAGAAGGCUACAGGAGUCAAAUCCCUGAUCUCUCUAGGUCAAUGUCAAAGCAGCCACUUCUUUCAAAUACUUCAGAAAUGAGCGCAAGAGAUCAUGAAACUGAAAUAAGUACACUUUAUAAAGUUGAAGAAAAUUGGUGUCCACAAAAUAUUGAUGAAAAUGAUGUAUUUCAACAAAUAACUGAAACCAAAACAGACUCACAUACCAAAACAUAUUUGAAUAACUCUUUAAGCAUGACUGAGUCACAAAUUGCUUUCUGUUUGAAUAGCUCAAGCAAUCCUGUGAUUGAUAGUUCCUGUAAAGAGGAUGUGAAAGUGCAAGGAGACAUUGGAACUCUCAAUCCGAACCCACAGAGUUCUCUGCAAGAUAACCAGCCAGCCAACCCAAUGCAAACGUACAUUUCAGUGGAGUUACUGGGAUUUAUGUUAAACAAUGAAAUGUAAUCAAUUACUCUGUUGCACCCAUUCAGAAACUACAUGAUAUCAGCAUUUAAAAUGAAAACUAAUAUGCAGCUGGACUGUUGGGAUAUGAAUAGAGAAAAAUAAGUUAAUGUUUCUGUAGUUCUGAGAGAAUAUUCACUUUUUUUAUCUUUUUUGGAUUCAUGUCCAAUAUGUUCAUAAUUUUAUAUCAGUAUUUAAAGUUUUUUUAUUUUAGAUUUGAACCACAACUGUCCUCAAAGAAUUGAACUUCUAUGUCAUGAUUGUCUGUACCAUUACAGGCUGUAUAAGAAAAUAAUUCAUAUAAGAGUUUUGAGAAGAUUUGUAGCUCAGGUUGAGGUUCUGGAUGUGAGUUUGCUCGCUGAGCUGGAAGGUUAGU
Molecule: messenger RNA, 3514 nt
Organism: Stegostoma tigrinum
Lineage: Eukaryota; Metazoa; Chordata; Chondrichthyes; Orectolobiformes; Stegostomatidae
Product: interleukin-6 receptor subunit beta-like
Exons: 17
Coding region: 454-3141 (895 amino acids)
Biological process (GO): cytokine-mediated signaling pathway
Cellular component (GO): external side of plasma membrane; signaling receptor complex
Molecular function (GO): cytokine receptor activity; cytokine binding
Source: RefSeq, a predicted model, not a curated record